UUUCUCAGUCGAAUCGGUAUUCAACUUCAUCCCGGACGCUACCGAAAACAGUCAGCAAAAGAAGCGUGCACUGCGGCGAGUGUCGGCCACCAUUGUUUUCUCGACGGGGUGAAGGAUCGCAAACGUCGCAACAUCGUUUUAGAGGAAAUCGAUUGUAUUAUCACGGUGCAGAUGGAUAGGUUUCCAUUUCCCGUCGAACAGCGGCCGUCGACCGCGGGCCGGCGAAGCUCAGUGCCGCGGACGAUGCCGGCAAAAUGGAAGGUCGCGAGCAACGUGCGCUCGCUGUCCGUGUACUUGGAGCCCAUAUUAUACGAGAAAGGCGUCGAGUCGAUAUCGAGUAUGAACGAGUACUACUUAAAACGCGACCCGGUCCGUUUCAAGAUGUACUUGGACAUGUACGAGAAAUUCGUCAUGAACGACGAGGUUGCGAAGUUUCGGGCCAAAAAAAAGAUUGAAAAACUCUAUGGCGACUUGAUCGUCGUCGAAGAAGUUUGAAUAUCGUCUUCACCGCUUUACGUAUGUUCCGUAUUUCCCCUCUUCUCUUUGUAUUUUUUUAAGGUUCAAUCAAUUUUUUUUCCGUACAUAUUUAUUAUACAGUUGACCUGCAUAAUAUUACGUGUUUUCUUAUUUUGAGCUGCAUGUCCCCCCACCUCGAACUUUCGAGUUCAAAUUUUUUAAAGUUUGUGCUUGUUAGUGCUUUUAUUCUCGUCGUUUGUGCUUAACCCGUUUCCAAGAUAUUAAACAUUGAAGGAG
Molecule: messenger RNA, 753 nt
Organism: Sipha flava (yellow sugarcane aphid)
Lineage: Eukaryota; Metazoa; Arthropoda; Insecta; Hemiptera; Aphididae
Exons: 2
Coding region: 172-495 (107 amino acids)
Source: RefSeq, a predicted model, not a curated record